Messenger RNA from Mya arenaria, 9143 nucleotides. Its product is annotated as ubiquitin carboxyl-terminal hydrolase 24-like. Gene Ontology annotation, biological process: protein deubiquitination. The record is from RefSeq and is a predicted model, not a curated record. The transcript is spliced from 56 exons. Gene Ontology annotation, molecular function: cysteine-type deubiquitinase activity; cysteine-type endopeptidase activity; protein binding. Lineage: Eukaryota; Metazoa; Mollusca; Bivalvia; Myida; Myidae. Gene Ontology annotation, cellular component: cytosol; nucleus. Bases 130 to 7929 code for a protein of 2599 amino acids.
GUUAGCAUCAAAAUGGUGGACAAAUACAGUUUCGUUACUUAAAUCGCGAAAUUACUACUUAUAUUCUUUUAACAAUAAAUCAAAUACAUCAAAAUGAUGACAUAAACUACUUAACAAUAAUUUUCAAUCAUGGAAAGUGACGAAGAUCACGUACAAACUUUGCUAAGCAUGGGGUUCCCCAGCGAACUUGACAUUCGAAAAGCUUUGCGCCUAGCAAAGAACAGUUUAAAUGACGCCGUUGCAAUAUUGACUAAUGAUCAUCCUACUACUAGUUUUGACACUCUCGAUGAUAUUGAAAUGAAAGAUUUGGCAAAAGGUUCAACCAACCCAGUGUAUGGUCCAAAUCUACCCAGCUACAGUGACAGUUCUGAAACUGAGAAGGAGAUGGUAGAAGCAAUGGAAGAUUCCUCAGAUGCGGUUCAAGAAGAAGUAAACCCAUAUGAAUUCCCAGUAACCAACUUGUAUGAGCUAGAGGGCAGGGUUUUUGCAGAACAUUGGUCAAUACCUUACAAGAAAGAGGAAUCACUAGGGAAAUGUUUGAUAGCAGCUGCCAAUCUUGCAGAAGCAGGGCUAAUGGAUAAUGAUGAAAACUGUUCAAGAUUUGUGAAUCGAGUUAUGACUGAGUCUUUUCAGAAGUUGCUGACUUCCAAUGCUGUACACCGAUGGAGCACGGACAUCCAUGAAGGCAUCUUCAACAUGCUGCAGCUGCUCGUGGAUCUGUGUGUGGCCAGGCUUAAGCAGCAGCCAGUGCACCAGCUUCUCAUGGACAUACUUGCCAUGGCGUUGAACCCAGAAUGUGAGUUCCAGUAUAAGAACAAAGGUCGUCGUGAUCGAACCAACUGGGAGGAAAAACUUGAAGAUGGUGAAAUGUACUCUCGAGUUGUCAUUGAUACAUACAACAAGGAUCCCUAUGGCUGGCUUACUGGGCUCAUUAAUAGGUUUGCGUGGAAAGGAGGGUUUGAAAGCAUAAAGAACAUCCUAGAAUCGGACGAGCUCGAUGCUCCUGUAAGUCAGAAUCAUAUAUUGUCAAUAGCUGCCUUGUUGAAGCCGUUGGGUAUGUGUGCGGAGUACCUGAAUCCCGAGGUAGUCCGGAAAUUACUCACCACAGGAAUGGAGCGAUCCAUACAAUAUGUGCAGAAACUUGAGGAAAAGGACUUCAAGGAAAAGAAAGUGGGCAGUGUAUCAGACCUGCUAUCCUCCAUGAAGCUCCUGUGUAUGAAAAUCUGGCCCACCGACACCGACUCCCUGGAUAGUCUCCGGCUCGAUAUCGCCCUCCGCAUGCUCAAAUCUCCACAUUUUAACGCCAAGAUGAACUCGCUGAAAGAGGUGACAAAGUUGAUUGAAGAUGCUACUAGUACCAAGAACCCUCGUCAGAAGACGGCCAUACCUCAGAAACAGAUACAGGAGUGGCUGGUGGAGAAUAAAAUCCUCUCCAUAGCCCUAGAAGGUAACAUCGACCAGGCGCAGUACUGUGAUAAAAUCAAGGGUAUUGUGGAUUUCCUGGGAACUGACCUGUCGUCUGACGAGCUCACCAUGAUCUGGAAGAUGCAGAUUUCUCAGACAAACAAUGUUAUAGACAACAUUCACUCGAUCAUCGCUGCUGCUGCUGUCAAGUUCGACCCCAACCAACUGGAACAUCUGGUUCUUCUUAUCCAAAAGAAAUGGCAAGAAGAAAAUGACAAAUCCAGGGAAAAACUGCUUAGCCUGAUUGGAAAAAUUGGCAGAGAUGCAAAAAUACCAAAGACUACAAAUCAGGUUCUACAGUUGCUAUGGGACCUUUCCCACUUGCCAGCCCUCUCCACCCAUCUGGUGGAACUCGCGCUGGAAGAACACCUCGCAAUCCUCAAUGACUCGUACACGGUCAAGGACCAGGUGAAGCGGAACUACGUCUCCAAGUGUGUUGAUGACAUUAAGAAGGGUGUAUGCGUCCUUCCAACGUUGAAACAGUUGCACCAGUUGAGCAAAAACAUCCUAAAACACAGCUUUAAACAAGACAAGGGAAUUCUACAUGAUCUGAACAAGAACUUUGACAUCAUCAAGCUGGUCACUCAGAGUCUGGUCAAGUGCCACAAGCAGGCUGUGGCCAGUGUGGGGGAUGGACAGCUGGACCACAACACUUCAGUGGAUGGUCGAUACCCACACUCAGAGUAUGUGAUGUCGCACCUGUCGUUCCUGCAGUAUGUGUUACAGGAAGGGAUUCUCUACCUGCCCUGGAAUCGGGCACGGGAAAUCUGGGCUACACUGGUCGCCUCAUCAGAGGCUUGCAACUGGGACAGGGAGACAUGUUACGAGUGGUUCUCCAAGGGACUAAUGGAUCUUGACAAUGAAACCCAGGGAAAACUCUUCCAGAAUGAGCUGCUCAAGAUGGACUUUGCCAAAAUAAGUGAAAAAGGUUUUGAGUGUUUCAAGACAUACUUCGAAAAUGUGAACAAGAAUGAACAUCGUUUAAAAAAGGACCCUGGGGGUCAGGUCACAGUGGAGAAAGUCGAGCUACAAGGGUUAGAUUUCCUCUGGGAGCUGUGUCUUAACACGCCAGAUGAGAGCAUUGCGGAUGCCGCCAUUCAGCUUUUACUCAAUGUGUCUUACAACAAUUUGACCUCACGGCUGAAAAAGGAUCCUGUAAACCUCCACAAGAAGUUUAUUAACGAGUGUAAGACACGGCUAGAGAUGUCUGUAAUCGGUGUGAGUGGUACGGCCAUCUCACAGGCUAUAUUCAGCGCCACAAGAACCCUCACCGCUCCCACUGUACCUGAGAUCGCCACCAUUGCAAUACCAUCCAAGUCCAUUAAGCUGUUGAACAUCGAGCGCUUGCUGUGGAUUGCGGAGACUUAUGUUUUAAAUGUCGAAGAAACUCACACCAGCCCACGCACCAUUCUCCCACAUGGGGCCUCGUUCCAGGGGUACCAGAUCAACCUGUUCAUCACAUGUGAGGCACCCAAGCAGGAGUUCAUGCUUGUGUGUCACAGUAAUGAAAGUCUUGGUAAUGUUCGGACAAAGAUUGCGUCUCGCUUGCGUCACUCCUCUGACAACAUACAGAUGGUAGCGCAGGAGAAAUCAUACUCAACUGUGCUGGGAGCAAACAAGGACCAGAAGCUCCUACAUCAGCUGGAUUUUGAAGACAGCCAGACUAUACAGGUCCGGAUGGUCACUCCAACCAGCACCGCUACCGUCAAGCAGGAGGUGCAAGAUCAACCUUUAAACGAACAGCAGACAUCAUUGGCCCCAAUGUCCAAGCAGACGUUUGACCUUGAGCAGGAGAAGAUGUUGCCGGGGGUGAUCAUGGCUGCCGGGGGACAGGUGUUCGAUAUGCUCUACCAACUCUCAGAACUCGAUGAAACCAAAAUAACCACAAGGGUACGGAAACUGUUGAUGUUGAUACCCACUGAUCCAGCAGUCAUAGAGGUCUUGGACUCCAUAUCAACCAGAUUACCAACACUGGGUUCAUCAGAUGACCUGAGCCCACGGUCAAGCCCCAGGAAGCCCGCAGUGUCAAGCCCGAGAAAUAGUCCUCAGGAAACCCUUAAAGCUCUGUUUGAUUGCUCUAGUCCGGACAUGUCAGCAUUUAGGGUGCUGUAUAACCUAGAGGUGCUCAGCUGUAAACUAAUGCCCACAGUCUUAGAUAUGGGAUCUAAGGCCAGCUCCCAGGCAUAUUUUGAGGACUUCCUGACUGCCGGGGGUCUUUCUACGGUGGUGAAUGUUUUACAACCCGAGUCACUUAGUCAGGACAUCCACUAUGGAACCAGACAGGGAUGUUACUCUGUGUGUCUCCAACUGGCCAGAUACCUGCUUUGUGGUCAGACUGUAACAGGCGAGCUAGCUUUCACCCCAGCCAGGGAGGACCUGCGCCCAUCAAGUGUGGGGUCAGCAGGGGGUGGGGCCAUGGUUGUCCCGGCAACCCCACCCCCGGGGACACCCACUAUCCUGCUACACUCCCUUGAGACCAGGACCGCUGGCAGUCAUGCUGUACAGACAAUGGGAGUACAUGACUUCACAGAGACGGUGUCCUGCUUCAUGAGGGUAGCGUGGGCAGCAGCUGCAGGAAAGCUCCACCUCCUUAGUUCACCACAGCCAAUCAGGGAGAACGCAACAGCAUAUAGCUGUGGUCGACGCAGUAGGCAGAGUAGUACAGGUUCUCAGGGCAGUACAGGCAGCGAGAGUGACUGUAGCUCCUUACAUGGGGGAGUGUGUGUAAAACAACGCUUCAUCUCAGCCAAGGACUGUAACAUUGCUAAGGAGGCAUUAGAAAUACUUGUCACAUGUUUACAACUCCGGAGUGAGCUCAUUGCCGCAUUCUACUCUCUGCCAUGUGUGAGCGACUUCAUCAUUGAUAUCCUAGUCGGCUGUUCCCAGACGGACAUUCGCAGUGCAGCCAUGGAUCAGUUUCUCCUGCUUUCCCAGACAGAGCUGCUGAGCCCAGAGUUGGGGCGGGGAACUCAGACUCCACACCAGUUUUUGUUACAAGUUAUCCUGAAGGCUUAUCUUCCCUUUUGGGUGUCAUCGUCUGCCACAAGAGGGGCUAGUCAGAGGUUGCUCAGUCAGUGCACACAGUAUUUUGAGUUACGUUGUAAACUACUGGAAAACCUAUGCAGUUCAGACCAGGCAUUAUACCAGGUUGAAGUCCCUGAUAUGUUGGAAGACGAGGUGGCUUGGCUUGGCAAUUUUGUCCCCUCUGAACACCCAGAACUGAAGGAGACCGACAACCUUCUACUGGCAGGCCACCUUAAACUGAUACGCACACUGUUUACAUGUGACGAUAUUAGUAAGGAGGAUUAUGGAAAGUCACUAGUCCAUGACCUGUUGCGAGACUUCCUGUUCCCAGCUUCCAAGUGCAUGAUGGAUAGCAUGAAUGGUGCGACAACAGAUCUGCUGCUGUCUGAGUUUAACCCAAGGUGCAGUAACACAGAUUCCCGUGUGGCAGCCUAUGAGUUGAUAACAGAGCUGGCCCGCGGUUCGCUGUCCAACCUGCAGGACGUUUGUCGUCAGCUCACUGAGAUGCACCAUCAGCCAAAUGUGGACUGUGCCAAUGAGUGGGAGUACUUACCUCCUGUAGAUGGGCGUGCCGACUGUGGCUAUGUCGGGUUACGUAAUGGUGGGGCGACAUGCUACAUGAACUCAGUCAUCCAGCAGCUGUACAUGGUGCCAGGGAUACCAGAGGCAGUGCUCAGUGGGGAGGAGGAGGACACUGUCAAUGAGGAAGGAGUUUACUACCAGAUUCAGCAGGUAUUUGGUCACCUAAUGGACAGUCGACUGCAGUACCAUGAGCCUGAAAGGUUCUGGAAGGUGUUCAAGUUGUGGGGCGACCCCGUCAAUAUCCGUGAACAGCAGGACGCCUUCGAUUUCUUCCAGGCCCUCAUUGAUCAGAUCGAUGAACAGCUCAAGAAAUCAAAGAAGGAAGAAGUCUUUAAGAAGAAAUUUCAGGGAAUUUUCACUGACCAAAAAAUAUGCAAGGACUGUCCACACAGGUAUGAGCGCGAGGAGAUGUUCACAGCGCUUAACCUGACUGUAAAGAACGCCACUCUGCAAGAUUCCCUCGACCAGUUUGUGAAGGGGGAACUCCUCGAGGGCGACAACGCUUACUACUGUGAGAAGUGUGGAGAGAAGCGUAACACAAUCAAACGGAUGUACAUCAAGAACCUGCCACCCACCCUGUGUAUUCACCUGAAGAGAUUUGGUUACGACUGGGAGGCCAACAGGGCACUUAAGUUUGACGACUACUUCAAGUUCCCCUGGGUGUUAGACAUGGAACCAUACACGGCGGAGGGGAUGGCCCGACGGGAUGCUGCGGAGGAGGACAAGGACGGGGACGAGCCCCUGACCCCCUCACCACGUCCCCAUGCAGACGAGGGUCCCGCCAUGGAGGUUUCCUUCAGUCCUGAGCCCAGACAGAUCAACUAUGAGCUAGUCGGCAUUGUCGUACACAGUGGCCAGGCUAAUGCUGGCCAUUACUAUUCUUUCAUCAAGGAAAGGAGAGGCACAGUGUUGAACAACAAUAACAAGGGGAAGUGGUUCAAGUUUAAUGACACGGUGGUAGAAGAGUUUGACAUGACAGAUGCUGCCAUUGAAGCUGAGUGUUUUGGGGGAACCUACAAGGCCAAGGUCUACGAGCAGUCUAAUUCCUACCCUGAAGACAGACAGCGCUACUGGAAUGGUUAUAUGCUCUACUAUGAAAGAAUGGAUGAGAAUAAGUCUUCCCUCUCGGCCAAAAAGAGCAAAAUUGUCACUAGAAAACUCUGGCCUGAUGGCAUGUUGAGAAGUAACCGUAGUUCGGACAGUUUUGUGGAGCUCACUGAGCUCGUACACAAGGGGGAGAGGCGAGGAAUAUUCAUGGACAAGAUGCCGCCAAGUAUACAGAGACUCAUACACAGUGAAAAUCUCACAUUCAUCAAGAACAGGGAUGUCUAUAACCAGGAAUACUUCAGAUUUGUGAAGAACCUUGUGGCUAGAAAUACUAUGAGCUGUAAGCACCCUGACUACAGUGACAUGUGUGUGGUGUCCCUACAGCUAGCCGUCAAGUUCCUCUUCAACCUCUACUUCAGGACGAAAAAGAAGUCUUUGGAGGACUUGGAGGAGUGGGUGGAUGUUUUGGAUGAGCUGGUACACCGAUGUAAGCCUGCCUGUAGGUGGCUGCUGGAUUAUCUCGCCAGUGAGGAGGGCUCCACAUAUAUCAGGCCCUUCCUGCUGGAAUGUCCCAGUAAAGAUGUGAGGUUUUCAUUUGCCAAAAUUUUGGAGAAGGCCAUGUGUUGUUACUUGUCUGAACAUGGAGGGGUGCCUACCGAAAAGUGUGUAGAUGACAUUGUGGAACAACUACUGUCUAUGUUGAACAAAGAUGUGGUUGACCAGUGUAAACACAGUGUACAGUACUUCCUAGUCCUGCGAUCUUAUGUCCAACUGGGCACUAAGGCAGUGAGUCACAUGUUCAUGAGGAAUGGGUUCAAGCGUCUGGCUGUGUUCCUGCUCGGUCAACCCUCGUCUAACGGGGAGCAUGAGUCAACGAGCUCGAGGCGAUGGAGCUCAGUACAAUCCCGAGAGUUUGCUCACCUUCAAUCGACACUCGCCACACUCAUUCUCAAUUGUAAUGUUACCCACAAGAGAACCAUAGAUAUAGGGGAUCACAAGCCUUACAAACCAGUGAUGGCAUCACCAAAAACCCUGCUGAAGAUGUCGGCAGAGAUGGAGAAAUAUGUGUUCGGGCCGGAGUCAACUAGGUACCUCAAAGAGAUUGUACAAGCCGUUCGGGAGGUGAAUUGCUCCCUGGAUGCGGUCUGUGAUAUGCUGUACUACUGUAGCUUCUGUAACGAGGCGUUUAGCACCACUCUGCUGAAACAACUCAUGAUGCAGUACAUGACUGCCCCUUCUAAUGAACUCAAACCAGUAUUCAGUGUUCUCACUGAUCUGUUGUGUUUAGAAGACCCCCUGCAGCUGAAGAGGGUACAGUUGGUGAUAGACGGACAUGUGGAUGAUCAUGGGCAGCAGUUUGAGGGACUCCUUGCGGUUAUCCGUCUAAACCAUGUUCAGGACAGCAGACGGUCAUACUGGUGUAUCAAGUUCCUCGUUAACCUCGUGAACAGGUGCUCCGCAGUGAAGAACUAUCUCCAACAGACCAUGUCCAAAUGGCAAUGGGCAGUUAACUGGCUUAAGAAAAAGAUGACAGAACACAACUACUGGAGUGCAACAACAAGUAGCGUGGUGUCCAAUGAAGACUCGAACAGGAAGUCCUUCCAGAGGACUGUCAGUGCUCAGGAUACGCUUGAUGAGGCUACCGCCCUGUUGUCCGAGCUGGAAAACUUCCCGGAGAUGGAUACCAACGGCAACACAGCCACAUCUGACUCUGAUACUAUGGCAACUGAAGACACACCCCCUAGCAACCAGGUUGACAAGCCAAAUACGACAGAAGAGAAAGAAGAGAAAAAGGAGGGAGAAAACUCUUGAAUAACUCAGGGAAAAGGACAAACAAGAGUUAUUCCCCCUGACUGUUCUACAUUGUGGACAUGAUGUACAGCUGAUAGUUGCAUGCGACGGCUUUUUAGAUAUGUAAAUUUCUGGAUUUCUUGUUAGGUCCUGCGUUUAAUGCGGGAUUUCUUAGCAUGGAGGAGGAACAACUGUUGAACAAAUUUGUAGGUGCAUGUACGUUUUAUGACUGAAAAGGAGGAUUUUAAGUGCUAAAGGAGGUCGAUGAUUGUCUACAAUGAGCCUUGAAAAUAUACAAUUAGGCAGCAAAGUCAGGGCAUGAUGUUGCCCGUCAUUUUUAUCAAUAUCAGAUCAUAGGGUUAAUAAAUGAAUACAUGUACUCAUUAGCACAUACUUUAUUAUAAUUAUAGUUGACAUUAGUCACUUUGAGUGCUGACAUAAGUUAUGUUUACAUUGUUAUCCAUGUACGCUUCAUUAUUCCCCCAUCUCCCACAAAAUGUUUAGUAUUUAUAUAAUCACUACUUGUAUGUUAGCUUGUAAGAUUACAGUUUCAGUGGAUUGUUCGAUUUGCCAGACAAUGUUUGUGUAAAAAUAAUGUUUUGGAAACGGAGAAACGAUAUUGGCUUUAUGAUAUUUCAUAUGAAUCCAUACCUCCAAUCCACUCUUGCGCACAGUGGUCAGAAAUUGGUUCAGGAAGAGCAAUAUUUGUGAGCAUAUAAAGAGCUGAAUUUUUUACCUUCUGUACCCUGUGUUUAAGAUUUAACUAUGUUUUAAAUGUAAACAUUUCCAAAUGCUUAAAAAUUUAUAAAAUUUCAAAAUCAUGUAUUUGAAAUUCAUGUAUUUCUCCAAACAUUAUAACGCAAUAGAUUUUGUAACAAUGGCAAUAGAAUGACAUUUUUCUCGACUUUUUUGUUACUAAAUUUAAAACUAAUAUUAGAGACUGUACAUAUGAUCACAUUUGUCAUGUAGACUAUCAAAACGAAAAUGCUUAUCGUGUUGAAAGUUACAUUUUUUUUUUUAAUAAAGGGUUGUACGGUAGGUUUUCAUAAUAUUAUAAUAUUGAUGUCCAGCAAAACUCGGAAAAAUUGAAAUCUUAGGUACAGUAUUGUAAUGUUGUCAGUGGUUUUGUAUAUAAUGUACAAUACGGUUUUCUUACGGCGUUGUUAUUGUUGGUAUUGACUGUGAUUAAAGUAUACAUGGAGAAUAAAUCGAAGAAAUGUGGAUAUUUUGUCAUC